AUGGCGCCGAGCGUGGCCUCGAGUGAACUCUCAUUCACUCGCUCGCCCGUGGGCGUUGAUGAAUGGAUCAAGGCGAGCGUGUUGUUUGUGCACUUCACUAUUUACGUAAUUUUAUGCGUGGACCGGUUCGUCGACCCACGGGAAUGGAUACAGCACGUUUGCCUACCGACUCGUGUUUUUAAUUUGGCAACCCGAUUGGCGCAGUGGAUAGUGGACCUGCCUCCUGCGUCAGAGGCGUUCGGCCGGAAUUCGGGUUGGAAUGUGGGCGCGAUGUGGGGCCUUUCUAGGCCGAAUUGCUCCCAACCUCUUGACGUGUGUACAGUCGUGUGCACCAAAGUACGGUGCUUUUGUAUGUGUACAGUCGUG
Messenger RNA from Iphiclides podalirius (scarce swallowtail), 366 nucleotides. The record is from the annotation of a GenBank genome assembly. Lineage: Eukaryota; Metazoa; Arthropoda; Insecta; Lepidoptera; Papilionidae.